AUCAAAUUUCACCGUGACGUGCGCAAAGGCGCCAAGCUUAAAAACUGGGUCAACUGGGUCUUCAGUUGUUUCUAUUUACGUAUCCGAGUUUGAAGUAGUGUGGUUCUUUAUUCUAUGGCAGUGUGUUGUCGUCUAGUAGUUUGACAUUUGGGCACUAAACUGGUGGGGUGACUAUUCUUUAGUGAGGCUUUGUUCGCUGUCCAUUUGCCACCAGCAGUGAACUAAGUAGUUGCAUCAGCCUUGCUGAAAAUGGACAGAUACGAGAAGAUUGAAGUGGUCGGAAGAGGCGCGUUUGGGGUUGUAACGCUGUACUCCGAGAAGUCCACCGGACGGAAAGUGGUCAUCAAGCACAUUCCUGUGCAGCAGAUGUCCAAAGAGGAGAAGGAAGGGUCCCUGAAUGAGGCCAAAGUGCUAGCAAUGCUGCACCAUCCCAACAUCAUUGCCUAUUACGACAGCUUCCUCGAGGAAAAGAGCUUGGCCAUUGUCAUGGAGUAUGCCCCAGGUGGAAACUUGUAUGAUUACCUAAAGCAAAGAGGCCGUGCCCUGCUUUCUGAGAGGGAAGUGCUGAGCUACUUUGCGCAAGUAUUGCUCGCCUUAGAGCAUGUUCACUCCAGAAAAAUCCUGCACAGGGACCUGAAGACUCAGAACCUGCUUCUGAACCAAUGCCGCAGCAUCGUCAAAGUCGGCGACUUUGGCAUCUCGAAGAUUCUGAGCAGCAAAAGCAAGGCAGAAAGCCUGGUAGGCACUCCAAACAACCUCUCACCAGAGGUAUUUGUAGGCAAACCCUACAACCACAAGAGUGAUAUCUGGGCACUCGGCUGUAUUCUGUAUGAACUACUGACACUGAGAAGUCCCUUUGAAGGCAAUCACAUUCCAAGCCUGGUGAGAAAGAUCAUGCGAGGAUCCUAUGAGCCCGUGAGUGACCACUACAGCGAACAGAUUCACCUUCUGCUUGAGCAACUGCUGCAGAAGGAGCCAUCGCAGCGGCCAUCUGUCAACCAGCUCAUGGCACAACCCAUUUUGCUGCCUGUAAUCUGCAACCUCUACCUCACCAUCGGCUCACUACCCUGCGUCGCACAGAAAGACCGUUUGUCUUCAACACUGUCUUUGGCUAGUGUCGGUCAACAGUCUCGUGCCAGCUCAGGAGAUUUGUCAACAUCACUGCUUGCCUGGGAGAGUAACAGUGCAGCACCUGUUAAGCUGGAAGUACCGGAUGGACAUGGCUGCGUUAGUGAUGUGGCCGUUGGAGUGGAUUCUGUUGUAGCCGUCACAUCAUAUGGCAGUGCCAUCGUUUGGAAAGUGCCAAGUCCGUCAAGAGAGAAGACUUGCGAAGCAAAGAUCCUAAAGGACUACCUCAGUGACCAUAUAACCCAUGCUGGUUGUGGAGCUGACUUCAUCAUUUUGCUGUCAGAACGUAAGAUACUUCUGUCUUGCGGACGUGGGCAAUCAGGCAGCCUCGGUCACGGCGGCCAUUUUCACAGUGCAAAUAAACCCAAGAUAGUGCAAGCUUUGCUAGGCCACGAGAUAACACAUGUGGCCUGCGCAGCAUCGCAUGUUCUUGCCAUCGAUGAAAAUCAUGACAUCUUUGCCUGGGGAGAUGCCAGCCAUGGAAUGCUGGGGAUUGACUUUUCCACUUCAACGGAUCUUCCUGUAAAAGUGGAGCUACCUGGUGGCGUUCGUCCCACGCACUGUUUCUGCACAAUGGACAGCAGCUACCUGGUCACAGAUGCAGGUGAACUUUGGGCCUGUGGAAGCAACAGGAAUAAGAAGCUAGGCAUCAACGACAGCAGAAAACACAUAGGAGAAUUCACUGAAGUUCCUCGGCGGCUGUUUGCAGGUCAUCAUGUGAUUCACGUGACUGGCAAUGAAAACACCACCAUGAUACUAACUGACGUUGGCAUGGUCUUCCUUCUGGGACUGCAACAGUACUCUGCUGCUACCAGCGAUGGUGCAACUUCCAGGAUGGUUUCUCUUGGAGCACAGGCAACACACGUGGGCUGUGCUGGAGACCUGUUUGUAGCUGUGCUCAAAGGCACAAAACUCGUGCAGUGGAAACACCUGAAGCCAGACAACAAACCAGAAGAGAUAUAUCCGGCGCCACAGUUACCAGAUGACGCCAAAGUUGUUGCUCUUGCCUGUUCUCCUGCUAUCAUUGCAGCAGUAGUUGUCAAGGGGCACUUGUCAAAGAAAUGCUGAUUGUGUUUUAAUAUGCAUAUUCAGAACGGUGGGCAAUAAGGUGAAGUAAACUUCAUAUUUGUUUAGCGACUGCAAAGAUGGCAAUGCCUUACGUGUGCUCACGUUUCCUGUAUUUUUUUUCUUCAGUGAAGUACAAUUUCCCAAUAAAACACACAUGCUCAUUGUGUGGUCACGAAUUUUCACACA
Molecule: messenger RNA, 2382 nt
Organism: Dermacentor albipictus
Lineage: Eukaryota; Metazoa; Arthropoda; Arachnida; Ixodida; Ixodidae
Gene: niki
Product: nimA-like kinase
Biological process (GO): protein phosphorylation
Molecular function (GO): ATP binding; protein kinase activity
Source: RefSeq, a predicted model, not a curated record